UAGCAUUUGGUAUCAAACUAAAAAGAUUUCAAAUUCAUAAACAUUGUAUACAUUUCGUAAACUUUCUCAGCCAUGGAUGCAUUUUGUAAAUUCUUAAGUGAUGACCUGUUUGGUUUGUUGAAAGAUCUGGUCUUUGAAUCUUGGACUUGCGAUUCAAAGGAAUCUCUAGGUGCAAAGCAAGGGAAGGAAAAUAGAUCAGGGGGGAACAACAAUGAAUGCGGAUUGGUAACACAUCCUAGCUACACCAUAAGACACGAGUAUCCUGGUCCUUUGGUCACCUACGACGGGGAGGAGCGCUGCGAGCAGCGCCUUAUCCGCCUCUCGGACCUGAGCUGUGGCAAAGUGGAUCUCAUUUUCGAGGCCUAUCAAGAUGACAGCGACGACUGUGAAGAGACAACUGAGGAGGACUUGGAGGACAACUGUGAGGGGCAGGAAAGGAGGUGGCAUGUGAAAAAGGAAGAAUCAAGGUGUUCCAGGGGAGGAUCAUUUGAAAGCUCAAUGGAAGAUGACUGUUCUGAAGAGGCCACAGAGGAUGAGAAGCCAGAAAUGGCUGAGGGAUUAAACAAGAAAAUGUUGGACUUCCUAAGAAAUCUCUUUCCCAGGACUAAUUUAAACAAUUACUUUAGGCUGACUGGAGGAGAGGAGGAGACCUGCGCCUUGGAUGUAAGCCCAGCCACCGGAGAGCAGCUGAGAAAGCUGGAGGAAGGAGCCAGAGCUAUAUACGAUGAGUUUAUUAGACCCGACUUACCUCCCUGGGAUUCUCUGAAACCAACGGAAAAGCUGCGUUUUCAGUGGAAAGCCUAUUCAGGAGAAGAACUGAAGGAAACUCCCUACGACAAUUUCCGUGGGAGCUUCGCUCGAAGUUUUUACCAAACCUGUCCCUUUGCUUCAGGCGUCCUGGUUGAAAACGAGAGCAGGGAGACCUGGUCGAAACUAGAUCGCAACCAGCGUAUGCCCUUCAUUCUGCAGGCUCUGCUGUACCAAGUGGCCAUCGGAGCCAUCGAUCCCGAAGACCACUGUGCUGUUCGUGAACUUUUCCACAAGUUGAGAUAAAGGAAAAGUGCGUUUUCCAUUUCCAUUUCGAUGUCGAUUCCGAUUUAAUACGAACCAGAUGGUGUGUGGCCAAUCUAUUUUCGUGGCGAGCCUCGAAAUUCGCAGCUCUUUCGGCCCCCUGUGAGUGGAAUCCCUCAGUUCUUCUGCUCUUGAACCAGAUUUGUCGGGAAUAAUGGAUCUUCUACUUCUGGCCAAGGUCGCCACUGACAUGGCAUUGGCACUCGAUUAGCAAUUAAGGCAGCAGCAGCAGCAGCAGCAGCAGCAGCAGCAGCACUCAAGGUCGCGCAGAAUUAAGACGGCAGAGCUCUCGGGUGGAUCCCAACCUCUGAGGGGAAACUUGGACGUGCCCCCUCCCGUCCGAAUCAAUAUCCCAGGCGCAUACAUUAGCAAUAAAAAUUUGCUGUACCCCCGGAACUGAGGCAAAUAAAACAAACGAGAAGCAAACUUUUUAAAAUGUAAUUUCGCUGGCCGGCAAAUAAAUAAAAUGGAAUUGUGGCAAAUCGAAAGUGAGAGCCAGGGAAAUCAAA
This is a messenger RNA of Drosophila eugracilis, 1580 nucleotides long. RefSeq lists its product as uncharacterized. The coding region runs from base 73 to 1053 and encodes 326 amino acids. Lineage: Eukaryota; Metazoa; Arthropoda; Insecta; Diptera; Drosophilidae. The transcript has a single exon. The record is from RefSeq and is a predicted model, not a curated record.